Molecule: messenger RNA, 1554 nt
Organism: Cynoglossus semilaevis (tongue sole)
Lineage: Eukaryota; Metazoa; Chordata; Actinopteri; Pleuronectiformes; Cynoglossidae
Gene: bloc1s5
Product: biogenesis of lysosomal organelles complex-1, subunit 5, muted
Exons: 5
Coding region: 284-751 (155 amino acids)
Cellular component (GO): BLOC-1 complex; transport vesicle
Source: RefSeq, a predicted model, not a curated record
GGGUGCCCUAACCGGAAGUACUUGUAAUUGUUUUGCAUUUCAGUCAGCUGACUUCCCAACACAUGACCACAAUAAUACAUAGUUUUACAUUGUUUUCGACUUUGUAUUACUUUAUAUCUUGUAAGGUUUGUGUAAUUGAGUAGCUACUUUCCUUUGAUAUGUUGCUACUUUGUUUUUAAUUUGAGUGUAGCGUUAUUUUGUGCAGAACCUUUAGCUAAUACGCAGUUAGCUUGUUAAAAUAGCUGCUGUGCUGGAAAGAAAGUUUGAUUUAUAGCUAAAACCAAUGGAAAAAAUCGUUAAAGAUGUGGGUGACAUCCAGUCCCGGUUGCUACACCACAGACCCAUCAUCAAUGCAGAGAUCCGCUAUUUCGUCAGAGAGUUCGAGGAGAAACGUGGAUACAGAGAGAACCGACUCCUGGAGAAUCUCAGUAAGAUGGUGACUGAAGCAAAUGAUCAACUAGUGGCAUUAGAUACAGACAGUGUGAACCAGGGUAUGAUCACUGACCUUAUCAGAAGAUUAGAAGCUGCUAAUCACAUGGCACAAAGAGUCCAGCAGAGGGAGAUAGAGGUCCAGCAGGGCACCCAGCUGCAGGCUAACAUCGAGCAUUUAAAGGACGACUGGUCGGACUUUCUGAAGGAGCAGCAGAGACUGAAGGAGGAGGUGGAUGAACAGCACGUCAAGGCUGUGGGCCAACUCAGCACGCACUACAGUGAAAUGAAGAUGAACUUAACUAGGUUUGCACCCAUGUGAUUAAGACCUCCUGAAUUGUCAUCGGUCCACAAACACUUGUUUUAUGUACUCGCAUUUUUAUGUAUGAGCAUCUGUUCUGCAUGUGCACAAUAAAUACCUUGGCUAUGACUGAUACACCGGGUUGAUGAGAGCACAUUCUCGCUGCACAUGUUGGAAUUUUACACAAGACGUGUGUGAGUAUCACAGGCUGUCUUACUCAGUCUGCUGUCUCUAUUAAGCUGAUGGAACUGGUAUGGCACAUAAAUUGGUUGAAGAUGUCUGUAGUAUGUCUUAUUUUAAACAAGCAGUCAAUGACAGGCGUGACAUUUUCAGCGUUUUAGGAUUUCAGUGCAUGCCUGCCUGAGGGGAGCAGAUGAUAAAUGUGCAUCAAACUCCCAGGGCUGAAAGAAACUGUAGUGCUGUGGAAAUGAACUCAAACAACACUUCAGAGCACAUCAUCCUUCAGCGGCUCUACUGUGUUUAGAACAUUUAACUGCUGACAUUAGCGUCAUGUCACUGUUUAUGAAGCUUGGAACGGCAGCAGCUGUUUUCUGUUUGCCUUGCCACCUCAGAACUGAACUUAAUGAGUCACGUAUCCAAUAAUUGAGUCAUUGGCCAAACUGGAAACGAACAGACAUAAAUCUUGUUCUGGUUUAAAUUUCAUACUUUCACUGAUUUUCAUGCUUCAUGUUUAGACUGUUGAAUGAAUGGCAAUCAAGAGUGGGCUUUCUGUGAUGUCACAUAUACAUAUUUAUAUUGAGGUUUAUUACCUAGACUCGGAUUCCUUUGAACUGUAUAAAUAAACUAAAAGUUCAAAAAUGUAA